CAAAGAUUUGAGAAGGUUUGGUACGAAGCAGCUGACUGAUCUAUAUUGACGACCGUGCCCUGGCCGUCCCAAUUGUCUGUACCGGCUCUACAGUCUACCAUGCUUCCUUUCCCAGGUCUCCGACUGGAUACAUGUCUAUGCCGUGCCAUAUUGACGAAGAUUACCUUUUGUCGGGAAAGUGGCUCGAGGUGACGGCUCCAGACGAGGGCAGUCAAUGCAGCGAAUCUUUGGACUGCUGAAGAGCCUUGAAGAUGAGUGAAGAGGCUUCGGAGCAAACAAUACGAUCCGAGAUUGAGCCCGCCCUUCCGCUUCUAGCCGGGCCAACACGAAGUAUACAAUGAACUUCAAAGAAGACAAUAUCCAUGGUAUAGGGCUACAAAGAAUGUGCGGCAAACCUGCUUGCAACUGGUCUCACGUUAGUAAGGCAUCCUUACAGUACAAUGUGAACAAGGACGACUACAUCAAACGCAACAAUGACGCGCCCAAGAAUCAAUGCCAUCCUGAAACUGAGGAAAAGGGCCAUUAUACUUGCAAAGAUCUCUUUGAUUCUCAUUGAAAUGGCUUCUUCUUUGUUACAAUGUCUAUAUAGAGGUGUUUAGAUCCCUGUCUGACUGGAACAUCAACAACAGCUUCACCAAACAUUGACUAUUGUCGACUACUGAUCAAUUUUCAUUCUCCUCAACCAGUGCAGCUGAAAACAAUCAAAACACCGUCAACAUGUCUUCAAACCAGCUUGUACCAUACACACUCACCGAACCUUCUCCGGACCCGUCUUGUGCGCCCCCUCAGCGGACCCAACCAACCCCUGACAAAUGCUCUAGUCUGUCUAGUCUGUGCGAUGAGUGCAGACUCCAAUAUGGAGAGGUUUCACGCGACGUAAAGUCAGGUUACCUGGUCUGUCCAAAAGGCAGUUACCCUGUCAUCCUUACAUUCGAGUUCUUGGGCACACCAUACAAAGCUCGCGAGCUGGUCGAGUACUUCCACGGGCGAGUGGCCAAGAUGUUCAACUGUGAAGAUAUGCCUGUUUAUGGUGCCGUCAAGAGAUUACCAAACGGCACUGAUGGGCCAGGAUCAUGGCUUGACUUGACAACCCCAGGCGCUAAAUUCGCCAAAGCUUUCAAGCCCAAUAAGGGCUACUUCACAUUGCCUUCAUUCGAGGAUGCUAUCGAUGCGGGGUUGCAAGCAGAGUAUUCCAAGGUUCAUAGCAAGGUACGUCAGGUCUCUAUCCUAGCUGAUAUCCCCUUUACGAUUAGUCCUGGCGGAGAAAUCGAAACGAUGAUGGUGAGCCAGAUUCUCCCCAAAUGGGUUGACAAGAAAGCAAUGCAGCAUCCUAAUGCUGGUCAUCCCUCUUUGCACCGCUUGAAGUGGUGGGCAGAGACUCAUCCUCAUGCUGAACCCAAAGAGCCUACGAGACGGACUCUCAACCCCGACCCAUGGCAAAGGACCAACGUCCAGGUGAGGAAGAAGAAACACUAGCUUCUCUGUAAGAUCAG
Messenger RNA from Aspergillus calidoustus, 1493 nucleotides. The record is from the annotation of a GenBank genome assembly. NCBI's taxonomy places the organism in Eukaryota, Fungi, Ascomycota, Eurotiomycetes, Eurotiales, Aspergillaceae.